Messenger RNA from Condylura cristata (star-nosed mole), 2609 nucleotides. RefSeq names its product solute carrier family 26 (anion exchanger), member 6 (gene SLC26A6). NCBI's taxonomy places the organism in Eukaryota, Metazoa, Chordata, Mammalia, Eulipotyphla, Talpidae. Gene Ontology annotation, cellular component: membrane. Gene Ontology annotation, molecular function: oxalate transmembrane transporter activity; chloride transmembrane transporter activity; bicarbonate transmembrane transporter activity. Gene Ontology annotation, biological process: transmembrane transport. The transcript is spliced from 21 exons. The record is from RefSeq and is a predicted model, not a curated record.
CGUCGCGGCCUCCGCGGGUGACUUAGGAGUGACCGCCGCCGCGGGGCAGCGGGCCGCCAUGGGGCUCUCGGAAGCAUCCGAACCGAGGGACACAUAAGCCCUGCUGUCCACAACGCAGGCAAUGGAACUGAAGAAGCGAGAAUACCACAUAGAGCGGCCUCUGCUGAACCAGGAACAGCUGGAGGAGCUGGGGCACUGGGGCUCAGUGACAGACACCUACCAGUGGCGAACCUGGUUCCAGUGUUCUCGUGCUCGAGCCAAAGCCCUUCUGCUCCAGCACUUCCCAGUUUUGGCCUGGCUACCCCGGUAUCCUGUGCGUGACUGGCUUCUCGGUGACCUUUUGUCAGGCCUCAGUGUGGCAAUUAUGCAGUUACCACAGGGUCUGGCCUAUGCCCUGCUGGCUGGACUCCCCCCUGUGUUUGGCCUCUACAGCUCCUUCUACCCUGUCUUUAUCUAUUUCCUGUUUGGUACUUCCCGGCACAUCUCUGUGGGAACCUUUGCUGUCAUGUCCGUGAUGGUGGGAAGUGUGACUGAAUCCCUGGCUCCUGAUGAGUACUUCCUGGAGCCCGUGAACUCCACGGUUAAUGAGACAGCCAGAGAUUAUACUCGGGUCCAGCUGGCCUCCACACUCAGUGUCCUGGUUGGCCUCUUCCAGGUGGGACUGGGCCUGGUCCACUUUGGCUUUGUCGUCACCUAUCUGUCAGAGCCCCUGGUCCGUGGCUAUACCACAGCUGCGUCUGUGCAGGUCUUAGUCUCGCAGCUCAAGUACGUGUUCGGCAUACAUGUGAACAGCCGUUCUGGGCCACUGUCCCUCAUCUAUACAGUGCUGGAGGUCUGCUGGAAGCUGCCUGACACCGUGCCCGGCACUGUGAUCACCUCUGCUGUGUCUGGGGUGGUGCUUGUGCUGGUGAAACUGUUGAAUGACAAGCUGCAGCGAUAUCUGCCCAUGCCAAUCCCUGGGGAGCUGCUCACGCUCAUUGGGGCCACAGGCAUCUCCUACGGUGUGGACCUGAAGAACAGAUUUAGGGUGGAUGUCGUGGGCACCAUCCCUGCAGGGCUGGUACCGCCAGUCGCCCCCAACCCCCAGCUGUUUGCAAAGAUCGUGGGAAAUGCCUUCGCCAUCGCUGUGGUUGGGUUCGCCAUUGCCAUCUCACUGGGGAAGAUCUUCGCUCUGAGGCAUGGCUACCGGGUGGACAGCAACCAGGAGCUGGUGGCCCUUGGGCUCAGUAACCUCAUCGGGGGCAUCUUCCAGUGCUUCCCCGUCAGUUGCUCUAUGUCUCGGACCUUGGUACAGGAGAGCACCGGGGGCAACACCCAGGUGGCCGGAGCCGUCUCCUCCCUCUUCAUCCUCAUUAUCAUCGUCAAACUAGGGGAACUCUUCCAAGACCUACCCAAGGCCGUGUUGGCAGCUGUCAUCAUUGUGAACCUGAAGGGCAUGUUGAAGCAGUUCAACGACAUAUGCACUCUCUGGAAGGCAAAUCGAGCGGAUAUGCUCAUCUGGCUGGUGACCUUUGUGGCCACCAUCCUGCUCAACCUGGACAUCGGUCUGGCCGUCGCACUAGGCUUCUCACUGCUGCUGGUGGUGGUCCGCACACAGCUGCCUCGAUACUCUGUCCUGGGGCAGGUGCCAGGCACAGAUAUUUACACAGACGUGGCUGAGUACUCAGAGGCCAUGGAGGUCCCGGGAGUGAAGGUCUUCCGCUCCUCAGCCACCGUGUACUUUGCCAAUGCCGAGCUCUUCAAUGAUGCCCUGAAGAAGAGGUGCGGUGUGGACGUUGACUACCUCAUCUCCCGGAAGAAGAAGCUGCUCAGGAAGCAGGAGCAAAAGCUGAAACAAAUGCAGAAAAAGAAACUCCAGGAACAGGGUGCUCCUUCAGCAGGCACUUCUGUUCCUACCAAUGUCAGCAACAGCACCAGAGACAUUGAGAGCAACAGUGUGGAGGACUCCAAGGUCAAGGAUCUAAGUGUGAGGAGUGAGCUAGAGGAUACAGAUGCAGCAGCCCGUGGUCAAGAAGAUGCCAAGGCCUCAGAUAAAUCCACACUGAAGGCCCUCGGUCUGCCUCAGCCAGAUUUCCACAGCCUCAUCCUGGACAUGAGCACUCUCUCCUUCGUGGACACUGUGUGCAUCAAGAGCCUAAAGAAUAUAUUCCGUGACUUCCGGGAGAUCGAAGUGGAGGUAUACAUGGCGGCCUGCAACGGUCCUGUGGUUGCCCAGUUUGAGGCUGGACAUUUCUUCGAUGCCUCCAUUACUAAGCAGCAUCUCUUUGCCUCUGUCCAUGAUGCCGUCAUCUUUGCCCUCCAACACCGCAAGCCCAGUUCCAUCAACAAUGUUUUGGUUACCAAACUCUGACCAUGCUGCCGCUCUGCCUGAGACUGCCUGCCGCUGCAGGUCGUAAGGGGUCAUCAGUGAGAGCCACCCCCCCCACCCCGGGCUGUCUUCAGAUGCCACCCAGGAGUCCCCCACACACAUACACACACAACUCAGGGAUGGAGGUCCUGGGACUCCAAGUUCAGUGCCCUAGGCCUGCAAUGGGGUACUGGAGUCAGCCCAGCACUGCCCAGGUUGGGGAAGGACACGUGUUUUCAGCCUCAGGAAUAAAGAUUCAUUU